AAGAUGGUUCAUUAUGAGGAACAUUUUUGUAAAAUAAUAGAUUUUUUAAAUUUAUACCAACAACUAAUCGAUUGCCAUUUGGUCGACUUUAUCAGCCAUAAAUUGUGGGACAAAUGUUUACCAGAGUUAUUAAAAUUAGAACUCGAAAACAUUCAAACAAUGAACGAUAUUUGGAAAGAAAAUGAAAAUGUUAGUCGAUUAAAUGAAUUUAUACGAAUGACUAAGUCGUUGUCUUUGCAGUCAUGUUCGAUGAUAUCAAAUUAUAAAGAUAUUCCAGAAUUCUUAAACUUAAAUCUGGAUAAUGAUGAAUUUAAUGUUGAAACAAAUAACAAAGAUGCUGAAUUUAUGAGUGAAAAAAAAUUUCACGAAGUGGAAACACUUGGCCGUGUAAUCGGACAUAUAGCAAAAUCAACUAAAAGUUUAGUAAUAGAUGCCGGUGCUGGAAAGGCCUAUUUGUCUACAUAUUUAUCAGAAAAUUACAAACUACCUGUACUCGCAAUUGAUUCAUCAGAUCUUUGUCACAAAGGAGCAGUUCAUCGAACAGAAAAAAUGAAGAAAGUGGGAAAGCAAAGUUCAUCUUCGGUCAAAUACAUAGUCGCAAAAAUUGACGAAAACACGGAUUAUAAUAAAAUGGUUAACUUAAAUUUUCCAAAUUGGAAUUUAAAGAAUAAUUUAAUUUUAACCGGACUGCACACUUGCGGAUCUUUAGCUCAUUCUCUUAUGAAAGUCUUCCUACAUAAUGACAAUUUUAAAGUCAUUUGUUUUGUACCUUGUUGUUAUCACUUAGUCAGUGAAUCGUUUAGCAAAAGAAUUAAAUUUUCUCGGAAUGCCAGAAUGUUGGCGCAACAAUGUAUAGAAAGAACUAAAAAAACCAAAUCGUUAUCCCCAUCGUUAUUUUACAGAGCAUUGUUACAAGUACUGUUACAUUCUAUGGGUUUAGACAAUGUUAAAAUAGGACGUGGUGGACCUUUAAGUGAUUUUCCAACUUAUGCCAAAUGGGCAUUACUUAAAAUUGGAAUUGAUAUAAAAAAGAUACCGCCAAAUGAAAUUUUAGAACAACUCUACCAGUCUCAUAUAAAUUUAAAAUUAAAAUUGAACCUCUUCCAAAUGUUGCGAAUAUACAUAAGUCCGGUGUUGGAGGCAGCGAUUAUAUUAGAUAGAAUAGUAUAUUUGCAAAAUAGUAUGAAAUGUUCAAAGUCUUUUAUUUUACGAUUGUUUAAUCCUGUUUUAUCACCGAGACAGUAUGCAAUAGUUUCUGUCAGGUAAAAUUCUUUUUGAUUAAUAAGCUUUAUAAAAUUUUCAUGAUUGAAUAUAAUUAAAAUGAUUGAUUGAUUUAUUGUCGCCUUAUAAAAAAAUACAUGAUUAUAUUGAU
Messenger RNA from Polistes canadensis, 1372 nucleotides. Its product is annotated as methyltransferase-like protein 25. The record is from RefSeq and is a predicted model, not a curated record. The transcript has 4 exons. NCBI's taxonomy places the organism in Eukaryota, Metazoa, Arthropoda, Insecta, Hymenoptera, Vespidae. The coding region runs from base 4 to 1266 and encodes 420 amino acids.